AGGGUUUCGACUUCCAGUGUGCAACUUCCGGAAGCGGCGUCUCCGAGGUAACGGCGAUGGCGGCCCGGGAGACCGAGCGUCUCUUUUCGCUGGAGUUACUCGUGGACUGGGUGCGCCUGGAGGCCGGAUCGCCUUUCGCAGGCGCCGGGGGCCCUGCCGUGGCUCUCUUCCUGCUGGACUUUCCCCCGCUGCUCGUCCACCCGCCCGCUACGCCCGUCCCCGCUCCCCAGCGUGGUGCCAUCGGCUUCGGGCGCGGCAAAGCCUGCCUGUUCCGUCUGCGCCCCGCCGCCCUGCGCUCGCUCCUGUUGCACGCCGCCUUGUUGCAGCUGCCUGCCGGCCGGGAGCCCACCCCGCGAUUGCUGGGGGCCUGCGACGUCCCUUUGGCCGUCGCCUCCCUGGAGGUCGCGGGCCGGCGAGGCACGUUCGCUCUGCUCAGCCCGACGGGAGAGCGCGUCGGGGACGUAGCGCUGUUCUACCGCCUGACCGAACUGGGCGGCAGCCAGCUGGGUUCCCCGGAGCCGCCUGCCCCUAGCGCCCCCGCGGCAGGGGCGGAGGGCACAGCGGGGAGCCAAGAAGCGCGGGGGGCGCCCCACAUCCUGCUGAAGGCGCGGAGGCCUGCGUCGGCCCCGGAGCUGCGCCCCAGGGACGGGCACCGGCCUGCGGGGGCCCCAGCGGCGCGGCAGGACCGUGGGAAGAGAGUUUUCCUCGGCGAGGCCAUCCCGGGUCCCUCAGAUUUUGUUAAGAGCCUCAGGAAGGACUGUGCUGCUGCUCGCUCAGCUGGCGUCCGCGGGAGGCCUGUGAGCCCUCCCAGUGAGGACGUCGCGGAGUUGGACUUUGAGACCAAUACCUUUUGCCCUCCUCCUCUCUAUUACACUCACUUGACCCAAGAAAAGAAGCCUCCUGCACGGGUUAAAAUCACAGUUGAGCCACACAUAAAUGUACCUGAGGAGUUAGAUGAUGCUUUUCCCAAAAACAGCCUUGUAAAUUCUCCAACGCAGCUGAGUCCUCUAAAAUACACAAAUUCGGCAGCAGAAGAGAGACCUACAGCUCUUGUAAGUCCUCCACAUAGUCAGGAUAAAGGAGCAAUUAAUCAAACUACAUUUUCUCCUCAAAAUGAGCAAAAUACAAUUAAUACAAUAAGGCAGUUGCCUUUGUUAAAUGCUUUGUUAAUUGAGUUAUCUUUGUUGUACAACCAACCCAUGGCAAGUCCUACUCAGAUACAUCCUCAUUUAGCCUGGUUGUAUAGAAGUCAGGAUAAGGUGUCAGAAUCUUAUGCCAAGUCCACUGAAUCUGAAUCUAAGCAUCAGCUUUCUGUGGGAGAGGAUAAAAAGUCAGUGAGUCUUCAGUGUAAAAAGAACGCAAUUGAAAGGCUUAAGAAAGAUAAGUACUCUGAAAAGAGCAGUGGAAAUUCCGAAACAAGAGUGACCAGGAGGAGACUACUUUAUGGUUUAACAAAUACUCUAAGACUACGCUUAAAGCAAACAAAUCCUGAUAUGUUAAUAGUACAGGAAAAGAGAGAACACUAUAGAAAAAUGCAAGCACAAAUGUUAGGUACUAAACGUAGAAUUACACCAUCAAAAGGUAAAAGUGUACUAAAUUUUGCAGAACAAAGUCAGCAGCCACAACUGCCUAAAAAUAAUUAUUUAGAUGAAGAUACAUCUCUUGUUGAAAAUAGUAAUACCUCGAAGCAAAUUGGUGAAGCUUUUGAUUCGCCAAGCACCACUAAGGAGACUAAAGCAAAACAAGGAACUGAACAAAAGACAAUUGAUUGUGGUCAAAAUAGAACCAGUAAUGGUUUAGUGGAGGGAAUUAUAAGUCCUGCAAAUUCCAUUAUUACAGACAGAUUUACUCACACAAAUACUUUAGGAGGAAAAUUAGAAAAGAGUGUCCAAAGUCUAUGUGUGUUUCAAAAGGAUGCUGCCGACAGAAGUUUAGAUAAAGAAAUAGGUGGCGAGCAGGUCAAAACUGCAGACGAGGAUGUUCUUGCUACUGAUAUGAGUGAAAGUAGGCCAAGUAGAAAUAGUUUCUGUGAAAGCAUCUCAGAACUAAAGUAUUCAGAUGACUUCACCAGCCCUUGCUAUUCUGAAGAUUUCCAUACCAUUGAGGAUACCAGCAGAAGUUUGAUAAGUUUAAAGGCUCAUGAUAGCAGUUCAAAGGCAGGGAAUCCAAAACAUGAUUCAUAUACAAGUAAGUCCAUAAGGAAAAACAGCAGUGAAAAGAGUUCCAUUCUUAGCCCACCUUUUUCUGCUGGAUCUCCAGUACUCUCACAAAGAAGAUCUCAUACUUCAAAGAAUAAGGACAGACGUUUGGAGGAAACAUCUAGUAUCUCUACUGGUGAUUUAUCUUCAUCACAUUCGACUGAGGAAAAAGGAGACCAGAUGGACCAAAAUAGUAUGCAUAAUUCUAAGGUAAUAAAGACAGGUCAAGCUGUCACUGUUAAAACAGGAACUAGUUGGAAGUCUUUAGAGAGAAGCCAGUCACCACGGACAUCUCAGUUGAGUUCCUACUUUCCAUCUAAUUUGUCAGAACUAGAACUCAAGGUCCUGGAUAGCAGUACAUCAAAUCACUUUGGAGAAGAUGAUGAUGAUAUUGGAUCACUAAGUUUUUCCAAGCAAUGCAAAGAUAUCUGUGAGUUAGUAAUAAACAAACUUCCAGGAUAUACGGUGUGAAAAUAGUGCUUUUAAAAACGUUUUUACAAUGUAUAUGUACAGUUAGUAAAAAAAUUUUAAUAACUUUUAGUACAUGAUGUAAACAAUUCUAAGAAAUGUAAGUUUGUUGUUCCUUUAAUGUUGAAAUAGUAUUCUGUUAAAUCUGAUCAUAUUGAUCAUGAAGUCAUCUUAUAAAUUAGGUAAGUUAUUUUUUAAGUUGUUUGAGAAUAAAAGUAUACCUUUCUAAA
Messenger RNA from Chinchilla lanigera (long-tailed chinchilla), 2896 nucleotides. It is a transcript of the gene Map10, whose product is annotated as microtubule-associated protein 10. Bases 57 to 2669 code for a protein of 870 amino acids. NCBI's taxonomy places the organism in Eukaryota, Metazoa, Chordata, Mammalia, Rodentia, Chinchillidae. Gene Ontology annotation, cellular component: midbody; centrosome; cytoplasmic microtubule. Gene Ontology annotation, biological process: mitotic spindle midzone assembly; cytoplasmic microtubule organization; positive regulation of cytokinesis. The record is from RefSeq and is a predicted model, not a curated record. The transcript has a single exon. Gene Ontology annotation, molecular function: microtubule binding.